Ricinus communis (castor bean) is the source of this 1786-nucleotide messenger RNA. RefSeq names its product pentatricopeptide repeat-containing protein At3g06430, chloroplastic. The transcript is spliced from 2 exons. The coding region runs from base 83 to 1558 and encodes 491 amino acids. Gene Ontology annotation, molecular function: mRNA binding; protein binding. NCBI's taxonomy places the organism in Eukaryota, Viridiplantae, Streptophyta, Magnoliopsida, Malpighiales, Euphorbiaceae. The record is from RefSeq and is a predicted model, not a curated record.
UACAAAUUCUACUUGUGCACUUCCAUAGUGUCUGUCUGAGUGACUCAGCUGAGACUUGAGAGAGAGAGAGAGAGAGAGAGAAAUGGCAUCAUCAUCAUCCUCACUGUCCCUCUCCUUCUCUUCUUCUAUCCUUCCUUCCACACUUGCUCAAAGCAACAACAACUGUAAUACUAAACCCAGAUCCCAUCAACCUAAACACACUCUUGUUCUAUGCGCGUAUGCUCCAACUUCUACUUCACCUAAAAAGAAGCACUGGAAGCAAGGUGAAUUCCCUGGAUUUACCGAAACUUCACCUCCCAGAAGAACCCCAAUCAAAAAUAUUAAAAAGAAACUGGACCGCAAGAACAAAGCUAAGGCCUGGGUCAACACUGUUACUGAAGCCUUGUCCGACCGCAUUCUCAAGAAGCAGUGGUUCCAAGCCCUCGAGGUGUUUGAGAUGCUAAAAGAACAACCUUUCUAUCAUCCAAAAGAAGGAACUUACAUGAAACUCCUGGUUCUCUUGGGCAGAACUGGCCAGCCCCAACGUGCCCAUCAACUUUUCGACGAAAUGGUCGAAGAAGGAAUUGAACCUACAGCUGAACUUUACACUGCAUUGCUUGCAGCUUAUUGCCGCAACCAUCUUACUGAUGAGGCUUUCUCCAUUCUUCAACAAAUGAAAACUCUCCCUCGUUGCCUGCCUGAUGUUUACACCUAUAGCACCUUACUCAAGGCUUGUGUUGAUGCUUCGAGAUUUGAGUUGGUUGAGGCUUUAUAUCAAGAAAUGGGUGAAAGAUUGAUCACUCCUAAUACAGUCACACAAAAUAUAGUUUUAAGUGGAUAUGGGAAGGCUGGGAUGUAUGAUCAGAUGGAGCGGGUGCUCUCUGGGAUGUUAGAGAGUACCGAGUGCAAACCUGAUGUUUGGACUAUGAACAUCAUCCUCAGCGUGUUUGGUAACAAGGGUCAGAUUGAUUUGAUGGAGAAAUGGUAUGAGAAGUUCCGUAGUUUUGGAAUUGAACCGGAAACUCGCACUUUCAACAUUUUGAUUGGUGCUUAUGGAAAGAAACGGAUGUAUGAUAAGAUGUCAUCGGUGAUGGAGUUUAUGCGCAAGCUUCAAUUUCCCUGGACGACCUCAACUUACAACAAUGUGAUUGAAGCUUUUGCAGUGGCGGGGGAUGUGAAACACAUGGAGUAUACAUUUGAUCAGAUGCGAGCAGAGGGCAUGAAAGCAGACACCAAGACAUUUUGUUGCCUUAUCAAUGGAUAUGCCAACGCAGGUCUGUUCCACAAGGUAAUUAGCAGCGUGCAGUUGGCUACAAAGUUUGAAAUACCGGAGAAUACCACAUUCUAUAAUGCAAUUAUAUCCGCAUGUGCCAAGGCAGAGGAUUUGAUGGAGAUGGAGAGAGUUUUUAAGCGAAUGAAAGAUAAUCAAUGUCAACCAGAUUCAACAACCUACUCUAUCAUGGUGGAGGCAUACAAGAGGGAAGGCAUGAAUGACAAGGUCUAUUAUUUGGAGCAGGAGAAACAGGGGAUGGUUGCUCAUGUGAUGCCUCUUUUAACUGAACAGGUUGUUUCUGGUUGACAACUUCUAGCACAACUACUGCUUGUCUACUAUCAAACUUGUUUUGUGGAAGAGUAGAUUAAACCCUAGGCUUAACAUUUGGUUACUGUAUCCUCUCUGAUUGCAUGUCCUUGUAAAUUGCUUCAAAAGUCUGUUAUGCAUAAGAUUGAUGUUAUCAAGAUGAGUUGUACCAGACAUAAUUCAACAGUGUCCAUACAUAUGCUACGAGUUUUUCAUUUUUGAUGUUAA